This is a messenger RNA of Dreissena polymorpha, 6779 nucleotides long. Its product is annotated as atrial natriuretic peptide-converting enzyme-like. Gene Ontology annotation, cellular component: membrane. The record is from RefSeq and is a predicted model, not a curated record. The transcript has 17 exons. Gene Ontology annotation, molecular function: protein binding; serine-type endopeptidase activity. Lineage: Eukaryota; Metazoa; Mollusca; Bivalvia; Myida; Dreissenidae. The coding region runs from base 114 to 2543 and encodes 809 amino acids. Gene Ontology annotation, biological process: proteolysis; acrosome reaction.
CGUGUGUAUAUGCAUAUGUGCAUUACAUGGGACAUAUACAACAAUGACAAAUUGUUGUUGCUGGAUAUAUUUGCAGCAAAGCGUCACACUAAUAUAGUAUACGCCGACGCAGAAUGAGAACAUUUAAGUUUCCUUCUGAUGGGACCACAAUGGAACAUUACAAUGAAUCAUCCGUGAAUUUGUUGUCUGUGAAAAAGAUUAACGGAAACCAUCCACCUUUAAACAAUAAUCUAGAUAAGGACAUUGAAAAGUCCUCAGAAAACAACAAUGUGUUGUCUGUCAACAAACUGUACGAACUGGAAUCGUUUACCCCCGAAGACCUUAGUGAAAAUUCUGACUUAUCAAAUCUACGUUGUAAAAGAUGGUUUUAUUUGUGUGCGGGAGUUGUGAUAAUGUUUAUGAUAGUGCUGAUAGUGGGAAUUAUCGUGUUUAUUAAAUUAUCAGCCCCAGAUAGCCAUAAACUCAUGAACAGAACAACAACAGAGGUUCCCCCAUACACAUCAUCAGCAUCGACAGUUCCAUCCUCCACCACAGAGCUUUCAAGUUCCAGUUCCUCUUCAUCAUCACCAACAUGGUCCACUACAUCAGUAUCAACAGAUACUUCUUCAGUCACUUCAUCAAGUACAUUACCAUCUUCUCUAUCAUCCACCAGUACAUCUUCAGUUUUGACCACCACUUCAUCUGUCUCUUCGUCUAGUAUUACAAUCAACACUACUGAGUCUCUCACCACUUUUUCUACAAGUCCCAUUUCAGUGUGUGAACAUAGUGAGUUCCGCUGUGCUGAUGGGUCAUGUAUCCGGGCCCAGUACGUCUGUGAUGGGCGACCCCAUUGUCCUGGUGCUGACGAUGAAUACAAAAACUGCAAGUGUUCUGCAGACCAGUUCCAAUGUGCCAGUGGCCAGUGCAUCAGUUCCAACUUUCGCUGUGAUAAGGUGGCUCAAUGUGAUGAUCUCUCUGAUGAAAUCAACUGCACAAAUUGUUCAGGUUUCCAGUGCAACUCCGGCCUCUGUCUGUGGACCACGUCUGUUCAAUGCAACAACCACAUUGACUGCCUCGACCUUUCAGAUGAGCUCAAUUGUAUGUUGAGACCAGGCUAUCUGCGAUGUGCGAACAAUCUUACGGUGCCACGGGACAGUUUCUGCAACCAUAGAGAUGAUUGCUUUGAUAACAGUGAUGAGACAGACCCAGAUUGCAAAUACGAAGAGUGUGGCAUACAUGAGAUUAUGUGUGAUGACGAGCUCUCUUGUUACCUGCGUGAUUGGAAAUGUGACGGAUACACAGACUGUCAUGACCAGUCAGAUGAGAAAUACUGUGGUAUAUGCAAGUCUGGUGAAUUCAAGUGCUCCAACCAUAAAUGCAUUCCAGCCAAUCAAGUUUGUGAUGGUAUUGAACAGUGCUCCAUGGGUACAGAUGAGAUGCGGUGUUUGCAUUUGUCAUCUGACCUAUCUGGCACACUUGCUGUGACCUCAGGUGACCUUCAACUUCCUGUUUGCAGUGACACCUGGUCUGAAACCAUGGCGACAGAAGUCUGCUCUCAACUAGGACUUGGCCCCAGCAGUGGUAGCAGCUCCAUCUCACCAGUCACAGCAGGGGUGUCUACCAAUCAGGGCUUCAUGGUGGCCAGUCCAGACCCCAGAACUCUUAACCACAAUCAGACCGUGCUUAGUAGGCUAGACAAGGCAGUUGCCUGUCCUUCAAAUAAAGUUGUCCAGAUGGGAUGUCAACAGAAAGGUUGUGGUGAAAGACAAAUUGAUGUUCUUACGCCCUUCAUUGUUGGUGGAACUCUGGCUCCCCAAGGGAAGUGGCCCUGGAUUGUCUCCCUUAUCAUGAAGGGAACCAAUAUAUGUGGAGGAGUCCUCAUAGGGGACAAAUGGGCCCUCACUGCUGCACAUUGUAUUGUUCACCAGGAUGCCAACUACACCCUGAUGCCGCACGUGUUCGAGGUCCUGGCAGGCACCACAUCCAGGGAGCGCCUGUCUAAGCAGCCUUUCCAACGGGUCCGCGUGGAGAAGAUCUACCUCAAUCCCAGCAUGCGGCGACUGGAGAACGGUCAGAUUGACUGGGAUAUGGCCCUCCUCAAACUGUCUUCUGCUGUGAAGUUUGGGGACUUUGUUCAGCCCAUUUGUCUACCAGAAAUCAGUGCUCCUGUGCCCACCAAUCUCCAGUGCUUUCUUGCAGGAUGGGGCUAUAUCAAUACAAAAUCUGUCAUGGUAACUGACCUGCGUGAGGCCAAGAUGCGGCUGUACAACGAUGACUUCUGCUCUAAGAACAUCAACCAACAAAGUCUUGAGACACAUGUGAACACCAACUCCACACUGUGCUCGGGCUACACUCACGGUCAGAUCUCAGGUUGCCAGGGUGACAGUGGGAGUCCAUUGAUGUGCCAGGAUUCAACAGGCCACUGGACAGUGCAAGGUCUCAUGAGCUACGGAGUGGACGGCUGUGAUGGCCAGUUUAAGAGUAUUGUAAACAGAUUUGCCAAAGUAUCAACAUCUGUGAACUGGAUACAGAGUAUUAUAAGUAUUAAUCUCUUUGUAACAUAGUUCCACUACCUGAGAUACAUUUAUACAGUGAUAGCACACGAUAAAAUCUGCUUAUAACAUAGUUUCACUACCUAUGAUGCAGUUAUAGAAUGACAGCACAAGGUAAAAUCUCCUUAUUACAAAGUUCCACGACUGGAAACAUGCUUUCACUGCAUUUGAUGUGUGGCAUAACAUAAUUAUGCCUCAUGUUUGCAUUUAAAGUUUUGUGAGUAUAACAACUGGAAAGUUUGGAGUAACCUUGCCUAUAGUUUCACUAUCUAUGUGAAUUGAUGCUGGAACUCAGUUUGGCAAUGUUGGAUCUGUAUGGAGUGAACAUCUGUGUUACACAGUUCUAUUUCCUGUUUGCAUUUGACAGUAUUUAAUUCCAUAAAUGGGAAAUUGCAUGCAACAUUUUUCAGUUCAUGUGUUCAUGUCAGAAAUUGGUGUCACAUGUAACAUGUGGAAAUCUCAUUACUUCAUUUACCUAACUGCUGGUUACCAUUUGCUAGAUAAUGUAAGCAAGGACCAGUAUUGUUUUGUAAGUGUGAUGUAUGAAGGGACCAGCUAUUUUACGACAUUUGAUGACAGCAUAUCAUGAUAUACCGGUAUAUUAUUUAAACAAUUAUUUAUUGACCAGUCUAAGUAUUCCUUUUGUAUCAUUAUUACCUUUUGUUGAAUAUUCAUUCAUCAAGCAUGUUAAAUAUUCAUGUACAAAAAGGAAAGAGUAAUAUUUGAAGUCAUUAUACAUUCAUUUUUUGUGUCAGUUGUGUUGUGUACUUGUUUCUUAAAACUCAAUUUUCAGGAAUAUGUGUUUAGUGAAAAAUAUAAUCACAUAUAAUACUAUAAAAAACGCUUCAUCGUUAUAAAUAUAUUUUUGUUGAAAACAAAAUAAAUUAUAAUGUUUUAAAAUAGUUCAUUAAAACAUAUUAUUUUUAUAAGCAAGUGUGUUCCUCACCAUAUAUUUGUAUAAUGUUAUUAUUGCUUUAUUUGUCUGCCAAUCAUAUAGACAAAAUGUGUGCAAAUCCAUUUAAUGGAUGAAAAUUAAUCAGUCAUCAUUAUAAUACAGGCUAUAAAAUACCAAUUUAUAUGAUUUUUUGUGCAUUAAGUGGACCAAAAUAUUAGUCUAUCUAGACUUUGCAAUUCAUAAACUUACAUUAAAAUGCAUUUUUCGUGAUGUAUAGUAUAUAUAUAUAUAUAUGCAAGUUAACCUGACUUGGGUGUUUAGAAAUAUUGGUCAUAGUCUUGGUUGUGACUAGUGUGAUACGUUGCUUUUCUUAGAAAGAACAAGAACAAUUAGUUAAAGUGUGAUUGUUUUUUGUAGUUACACAGUAUGUACUUGUCAGGGAAUGAAUAAACCCACAUUCCAGUUCUGGGGUUAAGCCUUUGUUCCUGUUUUAGGCUUAAGUUUUACAUAUCUUAUGUUACCGGUAAAGUUUUACAGCAAAGUUAUAAAUAUGUCUAUUGUUUUGUUUUUAAACAAGCUAUUUGAAUUGGGGUAUUAAAUGCUGGUAUGCCUUCUGAAUAAGUUUCAACAUUGAAAACAAUUUAUACAAUGCUGCACAUAUGGCUUGUUAACUUAAAUGACUGUCUCUCAUUGUUAUAGUAAACAUUCAAGUGAUUGGGUUGUGUUUUCCAAUCCUUUUGUUUUACAAUUUUGCUUUUCCUUACAUUGCCUUAGAUGGAAAUAUUACAAGAUAGUUGUCUAUAUAUAAUCAUUACAUUACUUAAUUAUUUCUUUAAAGUUGACCUGAGCAUGAAGGUACAUAUUUAAUUUUAGAAAACCCAUAUUACCACUCUAGAAACCACCAUUAUAGACUUAAACUUGAUUAAACCUGACUAUUUGAAUCUGGUCCAUUUGGGGUUAUUAACCAAUGGGUGUUUCUUGAACUUGGGUGAGCGCUUCAUCUGAGUGCCAUCACAAUAAUUGUUGUAUUGUUAUUCAAAUGCCUUUGAACAUUAACAAUGUCUUACAUGUUAUGCAAUUAUUAUUAAAUAUUUAUGUCAAUUACUAUGUAUUAUAUUGACUUUCUUUGUUAGUAAUAUUGUUUGUUCAUUAUCUAAACAGGUAAUGUUUAGUUUUUUAGUUGUUGUUUUUUUCUGAGAGAUAAUGUUAAGUGGUGUUUGUGCUAAGUCACUGUAAAUCUAUCUUUAAACAGGAAUGUUUUAACAAUUUUUUUUAAGAAAACUGCAUAAAUGGUACAAACAUAAUUACUAUUAUCUCCAAUUGACAUGGCAUGUACAACUUUAUUGAUGAUUACCAUUCUUAUAGUAAAAACAAUAAUGUUUUAUGCUUGAUUUGGAAUUACAUGUAGUUAGACUAAUAAGAUACAAAAGCUGUGUUCAAUUAUAUUUGUGUUUGAGUAAUAUACCAUUUAAUAUAAUAAAUGAUUUGUGUUUGUAUAACAAUUUUUUUUAUAUUACCUUAUCUGCUAUUUUUUUAUUAACAGACAAUCGAUAUUGACACAAGUAAUCAUUUUUAUAAUAGACUUUGACAUUUUAAGCAAUAGACUUUGACAUUUUAAGCCGAGGUUGUUCUGGUUUUAUUAGAAAUGUAUGCAUAUGAGAUGUGUGCUGUGCAAUAUCAUAUAUUUAAUAUAUUUUAACCAUGCUCUAGAAAAUCCUUGUUUCAUGCAUGUGCAUUAAGUCUCAUUCCAGAUUAGCCUGUGCAGUCUGCACAUGCUAAUCAGGGUGACACUUUCUGCAUAAAUUUUCGUUACUUUACUUCAUUGAAACUAAAUAUUCCAUUAAGGAGGUGUUGUCCCUGAGCAAAUUCGAAUCUGGAAAAACACUAUGCACAUGCAUUUAGGCACGUUUUACAGAGCGAGGCUAUAUCAGUUAUAGUGAUGAUGCUGAGGAGGAUAAACAUCUCUUACUAUCUUUUUUUUCAUCAAACCCUAGAGAGCUGUUGGAAUAUAUUGAACAUUUUAACAAUGUGGUGUGUGAUAAAAAAUUUUUACGACCGACUUUAUAUUUUUAUAUAAUUUGUGUUAUAUUGUAUUUGUGUGUAUGCAUUUUUUGUUUGUUCCACCAAAAUAUUGUGUUUUUUCUUCCAAUGGCACAUGUAUUUGUUUUUCUGACAUACAUUUUUUAGUUUAGUUGUGAAGUGUCAUGUUUGUACAUAAUUGUACAUACACACAUACGUCCCAGGUUGUGCUUCUAAAUUUUUGUCAAUGAUUCAUGAGUAAACAAUUGCUUAUUGUUGUCAUUUAUAAGGUUUUGUACUAUUCUCUAGUAAAAUAAAUUCAGAGUUUGUUUCUGAGGAAUGUUUACCGUUUUUUAUGUAAGAAAUAAUCAUGUUUUAAACAAAAUUAUGUGAAGUUAAGCUGCUUAGGUAUUGAACAGUAAAGGCUUUUGACUGAGUGGUUAAAUUAUCUCUUAUCUGAGUGGAGGAGUUUAUUUCUGUAAUAUACAUAUGUUUUAAAGCCUACUUUAAUGCUCUUUUUAUAAAGAUAGUAAUGUAUGAUGAAGAUUUUUUACUAUUUAACAACAAAAUGUUAAUGGAUUAUACAGAGUUGAGAUGCAUCUAUUUUCAAUAAGUUCUUUUGUUAUAUAUUUAAUGAAUUCUAUUUGUGUAUAUCAUUCUCAUAAAUAAACAUUAUAAAUAUGUGCCAUUAAUAAUUUAUAUGAUUUUAUACUUUUUGAUAAUAUUUAUACUUGUAAAAGUGAAAACAAAAUGUGGAAGUUUAAAUUGUUUGUGUUAUUUUUUUUACAUAUUUGACAAGCAAUACUGAAUUUGUAAAUGUCUUUUACCAAAAUGAGGCAAAUCUAAAGAUAAAACUUAGACUGUUAAUAUCAGUCUCAAAAAUAACAUUAUUCAUGAAAGGUAUUGAUAUGUGAAAUAAGCAACCUUAGCUUAUACAAUUUUAAUGCAAAAAUAUUUUUAUUUACACGCUCAAAACGAAACCAGUAUAUUGUUGUGCACUAAGUUUUCAUAUAAGCACUGACAUGCCUGUCGAUAAAUUAAGUGUGUACAUAAGUAUGAAGACGAUAGGAAAGAGUUUAUACAAGACAGACUCUCUUAAAUUAUGGUGAAAAAUUUGCAUUUCCCACAACAAGUCUCUUCCAAAAAGAGCAUAGACAUGCCAGUCAAUCUAAGAACCUCUUUAUUUAGAAAAUGUUGGCUUCUUUAUUUUGUUUUCUGCAUUAAACAGCUGUUGUAUUGGGGUCACAUAUUCCAAAAUUGAUUAAAAAGUAAAGUUUGAGACAUUUUACAAUAAAACUGUCUAAUUAGCUUAGUCAAAUAAAAUGUAUGUUUUA